UCCAAGGGGGACCGGUGGACACGCAGCCUCGCGCGGCCCUGGAAGCUGAUGGAGACCCGGGCUCUGGACCCAGGGACUCGGGACUCCUAUGGCGCCACCAGCCACCUCCCCAACAAGGGGGCUCUGGCAAAAGCCAAAAACAACUUCAAAGACCUGAUGUCCAAGCUGACAGAGGGCCAGUAUGUGCUGUGCCGGUGGACAGAUGGACUGUACUACCUCGGGAAGAUCAAGAGGGUCAGCAGCUCUAAGCAGAGCUGCCUUGUGACGUUUGAAGAUAAUUCCAAAUACUGGGUCCUGUGGAAGGACAUUCAGCAUGCUGGUGUCCCAGGGGAGGAGCCCAAGUGCAACAUCUGCCUGGGAAAGACCUCGGGGCCCUUGAACGAGAUCCUCAUCUGCGGGAAGUGUGGCCUGGGUUACCACCAGCAGUGCCACAUCCCCAUGGCGGGCAGCGCCGACAGGCCCCGGCUCACACCUUGGUUCUGCCGACGCUGCAUCUUCGCGCUGGCUGUGCGGAAAGGUGGCGCGCUGAAGAAGGGCGCCAUCGCCAGGACCCUGCAGGCCGUGAAGAUGGUGCUGUCCUACCAGCCCGAGGAGCUCGAGUGGGACUCGCCCCACCGCACCAACCAGCAGCAGUGCUACUGCUACUGCGGAGGCCCCGGAGAGUGGUACCUGCGGAUGCUGCAGUGCUACCGGUGUAGACAGUGGUUCCACGAGGCCUGCACCCAGUGCCUCAACGAGCCCAUGAUGUUUGGAGACCGGUUCUACCUGUUCUUCUGCUCCGUGUGUAACCAGGGCCCAGAGUACAUCGAGAGGCUGCCCCUGCGAUGGGUGGAUGUGGUUCACCUGGCCCUCUACAACCUGGGGGUGCAGAGCAAGAAGAAGUACUUUGACUUUGAGGAGAUUCUGGCCUUUGUCAACCACCACUGGGAGCUCCUGCAGCUCGGCAAGCUCACCAGCACCCCUGUGACAGACCGCGGACCCCAUCUCCUCAACGCUCUGAACAGCUACAAAAGCCGGUUCCUCUGUGGCAAGGAGAUCAAGAAGAAGAAGUGCAUCUUCCGCCUGCGCAUCCGGGUCCCGCCCAACCCGCCCGGGAAGCUGCUGCCUGACAAGGGCCUGGCGCCCACUGAGAAUGGUGCCCCCUCUGAGCUGCGGCGGAGAGGAAAGAGCAAGGCUGGUUUGUUGCCUCAUGAAUUCCAGCAGCAGAAAAGGCGAGUUUAUAGAAGAAAAAGAUCAAAGUUUUUGCUGGAAGAUGCUAUUCCCAGUAGCGACUUCACCUCGGCCUGGAGCACCAACCAUCACCUGGCCAGCAUAUUCGACUUCACCCUGGAUGAGAUCCAGAGCUUAAAGAGUGCCAGCUCAGGCCAGACCUUCUUCUCAGAUGUGGACUCCACUGACGCUGCCAGCACGUCCGGCUCCGCCUCCACCAGCGUCUCCUACGGCUCCAGGCGGACAGUGGGCAGCCGGAAGAGGAAGCUGGCAGCCAAAGCGUAUCUGCCACUGCGGGCGAAGCGGCGGGCAGUCGAGCCAGGUGGACGCUGCCCCUCGGACAGCAGUGCAGAAGGGGUUUCGGGUCCAGAGCGGGCAGACGAAGGCAUCGACAGCCACACCUUUGAGAGCAUCAGUGAAGAUGACUCUUCCUUGUCCCACCUCAAGUCAUCCAUCACCAACUACUUUGGUGCGGCUGGGCGGUUAGCGUGUGGAGAGAAGUACCAGGUGUUGGCUCGCAGAGUCACGCCCGAGGGCAAGGUUCAGUAUCUGGUGGAGUGGGAGGGGACCACCCCUUACUGACUGGCCCCCUGGGGAUGCCAAGAGCCCGGGAAACCAAAGGUGAGACCAUGGAAGCCACAGGCUGCCGCUCUCUGCAGGCUGGAGCAGAGAGGGACCCAAGACAGCAGCAGGCGCCUGGGAGCGCCCUCUUGCCUGUCCAGCCAGCCAGGCCUGUGCCUCACAGGCGGUGCCCAUUCUGCCUCAGGCCUCCUCAGGCUCCUCACUUCUGUCCUGUGUCUCCCAGGUCCCACUGCCGUGCCUCAGUGUCCCCACACGCUCCCCAUCCCCUCAAACUGUAUCUGUUCCUCUGGGCUUGUACCCCUCUGGGUCUGUGACUUUUUCUCGUGGGCUGAAUCUCUCUGUCCCCCAAUUCUGUGUCCUGCACUUUCUCCCGCUUUGGGUGUGAUCACACACCCUAUGUGGGUGUGGCUGUCAUGAGCCCCUGGCUGGGAGGUGUCAGUGCUCUGAGGGGCACACUGUGAGACAGAAACUUGAGAAAGCCUGGGUGAAGGUGCGCCAGAGGAGGCCUCGCCCACCAGCCUGCCCUUGGAAGAGGGGGCGAACAUGGGCGACGCCUCCGUGACAGCCAGGAUGGCGGAGAGCCUGGCUGGUGGGAUCUGAGGAGGCUGGGUCUGCCACAGAGGCCCCGCAGGCCGAUAUGAAGGCUGAGAGUGAGGGCUGCAGUGUCACCUUCUGGGGUCCCAGCAGUGGUCCUUUCCCAGGUCACAGCCCCUUUCAGUCGCUGGCUUAUAGCUGGGCCUGGCCUUACAGACCUGUAGGCCAGGGAGAGGGAGAGGAAAGGGAGCCACAUAGGCCAGCUGCCCCUCAGCAGACCCCCCCAGCCCCACACACCGAACAGUACACUCACUCCACUUGUGCUUUCACCCCCUGGGUGUACAGGCCCCCACACGGAAGUCAGCCUCGCCCUCUUCUUCCUACGGCCGUGUGCUGCCACUGAAUGUGAAAGUCCAGCCUCUGCCCCCGUGUUCAAACCCAUGACCCAGCUUUGACCCCACAGGGAAGCACAGGGGUCCCCAACCCUCUUCCUUUCAUCCCUUGCCCAGCCCUAAAAUUGACAAUCACUUUUGGGACAGGCUGGGGUUAAGGUCCUGUCUGUCCGUCAGUCCCUUCAAUGGGAAACUUAUCAUCAGUGGGAGUAUAAAUAGAAUUCCUAGAAUCAGCAUUUAAACUUGAACCUGUCUGGAUGGAAACCAAAAAUGGGAGGGGAAGGGGACCCCUCAUUUUUGCUGCUUCCAGGUAUUAGAAACUGACUCACUAGAUUGGAAAGUGGAAAGAAGUGCCUUGA
This is a messenger RNA of Condylura cristata (star-nosed mole), 3076 nucleotides long. RefSeq names its product PHD finger protein 19 (gene PHF19). Gene Ontology annotation, molecular function: DNA binding; chromatin binding. The record is from RefSeq and is a predicted model, not a curated record. Gene Ontology annotation, cellular component: nucleus. NCBI's taxonomy places the organism in Eukaryota, Metazoa, Chordata, Mammalia, Eulipotyphla, Talpidae. The transcript is spliced from 15 exons. Bases 49 to 1791 code for a protein of 580 amino acids. Gene Ontology annotation, biological process: regulation of DNA-templated transcription; chromatin organization.